Molecule: messenger RNA, 3569 nt
Organism: Alligator mississippiensis (American alligator)
Lineage: Eukaryota; Metazoa; Chordata; Crocodylia; Alligatoridae
Gene: UPP1
Product: uridine phosphorylase 1
Exons: 7
Coding region: 22-963 (313 amino acids)
Biological process (GO): nucleotide catabolic process; uridine catabolic process
Cellular component (GO): cytosol; cytoplasm
Molecular function (GO): uridine phosphorylase activity
Source: RefSeq, a predicted model, not a curated record
CUCAAGGUCUAACUAUACGGAAUGGCUCCUGGACUGCCGGAUAAAAAAAAGGCUGAGGAUGAACAGUCUUCCAAAAAGAAUCUCAUUCAUCUCUGCAACCCUCACCUUGAGCAAAUGAAAGAAGAUGUCCUGUACCAUUUUGCUCUUGGGACUGGUACCCAGGAUUUUCCUACCUUGUUUGGAGAUGUGAAGUUUGUAUGUGUUGGAGGAAGCCCUUCACGGAUGAAAGCUUUUAUCACCUACGUAGCUGAAGAGCUUGGACUCAGGACCCCUGGCUAUGACCAUCCUAACAUCUGUGCAGGGACUGACCGGUAUGCCAUGUACAAAGCAGGACCUGUCUUAUCAGUUAGUCAUGGUAUGGGUAUUCCCUCUAUAGCAAUCAUGUUACAUGAGCUGAUCAAACUGUUGCAUCAUGCCAAGUGUUCCAGUGUAACAGUUAUUCGCAUUGGCACUUCUGGUGGAAUAGGUUUGGAUCCAGGCUCAGUGGUCAUAACCAGGCAGGCUGUAGAUGCCACCUUCAAGCCUCAAUUUGAACAGCUUAUACUAGGGAAGAAUGUAAUUCGCAGUACAGACCUAGACGAACAGCUAGCUAACGAACUGAUGCAGUGUAGUAACGAGAUAGCUCAGUUCAAUACAGUCAUUGGAAAUACGAUGUGCACUUUGGAUUUCUAUGAAGGCCAAGCCCGUCUGGAUGGUGCAAUCUGCAGUUACACUGAAGGAGAGAAACUGCAGUAUUUGAAGGAAGCAUAUGAUGCCGGAGUUAGAAACAUUGAGAUGGAAUCGUCAGUUUUUGCUGCUAUGUGUAAGCUUAGUGGUAUCAAAGCUGCUGUGGUGUGCGUCACACUGCUGAAUCGACUUGAAGGGGAUCAGAUCAACACCCCUCAUGAUGUACUUGUGGAGUAUCAGCAGAGACCACAAAAAUUAGUGGGACACUUUAUUAAGAAGUACCUUGGGAAGGUGUGAAGCACCUACACCUGUGUUUGUUAUAAGCAGAAGGCCAGUGUUUCUCCAUAAAGGUCUCUCUUGCUUCCAAUAGCUUAUAUGCUACCAAAUAGUAUUGAGAUGAAUACUUUCUUUGCAGUAUGCUUCAGUAAGAGAAUGAGCUGAAUUGUUUUAAAUGAAGUUUUAGCUUAUGUAUAUUAUAGGGGGCAUAAGAUAUUUUUCACUUCAGUACCUUAAAAUAGUAUAAUUAUGUACAACAGGUCCUAUGUUAUGUAAAAAUGAGAUUUUAUUUAUGCUCUAAGAAAGAAGAUAAAGCAUGCUUCUUUAAAAGGACUUGCAAAGCCAAAAAUUAAAAUAUAUAAAAAAAAUCGCUACAUUCCUCAUUGUAUCAAAAAGUCAUGUCAGCUCUUAAAAUUGCCUUUGGAACUUCACUUCAUACAACUAAACUUUGGUAACCAUGUCUUCAAGAAGCCCUUAGUGUUUCGUCUGUGACAAGUCGGACACAUCAUUCUCACAUUUUAAUUAUGGUUUUGAGAAGCAAAAAAGCAUGGACUGAAUUGCCAAAGCUUUAAGGACCUGAUUCUAAGCUGUUGUGAGAGCCCUCAGCUCCCAGGCAGUGAUUUAGCAAAGCACUUAAUUAAGUCCAUGCCCUUUCAGCAAAGUACUUAAGCACAUGAAUAACUUUAUGCUGUGGAACUUUCAUUUUGCCAGAUACAGGCCUUCAAUAGCCUCAAUAAGGUCUGAAGAUUUUGCCAGAACUCUUGCAGGGUUGCAUCUGACCGACUUAUUUUUUUUCUCCUCCCUGUUCUGCCCCUCCACAUCCUCCAGAGAUGAUAGGCUGUCCUGUAAGCACUCCUGGUUCUUUUGGAGAACUGCAGAAAACUUGUAGCUACAAAUUUGCAUUUGAUCCUUUGGUGUAGCUUCUCUGGUGUAUAGCAUUGCUGCCAGCAGAGUAGUGGUUUUUAAAUGUCAUCUUUCACAAUUUUGCCUCUGCUAAUAUAACAAACCUGUCAUUAUAUACAGGGAAAGUGCAUUGCUUUCUGCAAAGAAUGUUUUACCUGGACUAGGAGUAAUAGGAGUCAUGGAUAAACGGACCCUAAAACACAGCAUUGAUCUAGACCUAGCAAAUUUCCUUGAGGAAUAUUGCAGUCAUCAACACUCUGAGAACUGCUUCAGGCUGUACCCAAAAGGGAGUGAAGAGUUACAGAUGUAUUCCCCAUGAAAAUGGGGAAAAUGAUGAAAGCAAUUUUGUAAAAAAGCUAUCAGUAAAAGUGCCAAGGGUUAAAGCUUUUAGAAGACAGUUACAGUGGGCUCUUAAUCUCAUAGAUUCAUCAAGCGCUAGGUAGAGAAAAGCUCCUGCUGGCCCUACCUGAUCAUGGGGAAGAAUAUAGCAAAGGAUGUCUUUCCUCAGCAACCUUGUGCAUUCAGGCAGCACUCCGGGAGAAAAACAGGAAGAAAUGUUACUUUUUAUAAGAGGCUGCACCCCAGAGAGGAAAGAAACCUGCAAGUAGCUGGGCACAUCUCCACAGUAUGGAUAUUUCCAGAGACAGAAGGGACAAUUGGUUUACCAGGACAAAGAACUCAAAACGAUUUCUCCAGGGUGUUGUGUAGAUGAGGGUGAAAGGUAGUAUUAAGUCAACAGAUGGCAGCAAGGGAAAAAAACAGACUGUAUUUGUAAGUGAGAAGCAGUCUGUUUGCAGUCGGUAAGGGGCAGUAUUAUACUGUGCAGUCUUAGUAUAGGAGUUUAAGUCUGUGGUCUUGUGGAAACAGUAAAAAGAGGAAAGAGUAGAGAGAUUCUGGAGCUUGUUUUAGAUACAGAAAAUAGAAGAUUACUUAAGGACUCUUAACAAAUCCAUCCAUUUAGAUUAAAAAGGUCAUAUUAGAAAUCAGACAUAGCAGUCAUCUCUAUACAGCCUACCAUGAGCAGUGAGAAAGCAGCUAGCUGCCACCCUCCUGCUGAAAUGUAACUCAGACUUUGGCCUGGCUUAACCUAAGCUAAGGUUCCAGCUUUCCGGAAUAGCAUUUGCUUCCUACUAUGAUGUUGGAGAACAGCAUUUCAGUCCCUGGGCUCACUUCUUUGAAAAGUUUAGUCACUAAAACCCAAUCUAGUGUGUUGAUCCUGGCACUUACUUGCUAUAUCUAUAUAGAUUUUCUCUUUCUGAAAGCAUUUCUGUAUCUAUCAUGCAGAAUACAGAAGACAUCUCUGCCAAGAAACUGCUCAGAAACAAACAAAUCCAAAAUAGAUCCCACAAUAAUUCAUAUAGUUAGCAGUUUUCCACAGUUUAAUGGGAAGCUGCAAUGCAGCCUUCCUUGCAGUGCUGUAUUCCUAAAACCAGAGUGUUAUGUAAGCAUAAAAUCUAGCCCACACCCCACCUUCAUUUCUUCAUCUGGAAUGGAAAGUGGCACCCACCAUGUUUCCUCCUUGUUCCAGAGAAAACUUCGCUGAAGCAUUCCUUCACAGUAAGUACCAAGUUGUCUACUGGCCAAGGAAGGAAGAAGGCACCCUGAAGAGUGCACUUUGUGGUCCAAGUCUCCUUCCUUAUCUUCUCUUGAGAUUUUACAUACAAGUUGGUGGGAUUGCCGUGUGUUUAACAGGCUUGUGUGUUUUAAACUAUCCUUCUAACAGA